AAGGUGCAGUACAGUUUUGAGAGCCCUAUAGGGACAAGCAAGGCAAAAAAGGAGUUUGUACUUACAAACCCUAAACCUGUAUGCCUAAAUAAUACUCAUUGUCUUACAAUCUAUUGAGUUGAACAUCUCUCUAGCCUGGAAAUUUGGAACUUCCUGGGAAUCAUACUGACUUUCCACAAUUUUCAAUGAUUUCAAACAUUCUCAGAAGCAUCUUGGAUUUAUUCUGAAAACCCGGACUCCUCUGAAGCCACCCUUCACAUUGCAAGUUGGGACCUAUUCCAGGAUUUGAGUAAUCUGGCGACCUUGGAAACACUUGGAAACUUUCUUUCUGCUCCUUAUUUCUUGCUCUGAAACAAACCGUGAGAUACUUUGUUUAUGGUUUUUGAAAUACUGGGUCUAGUUUACUUUUUUUUACGUUGGCAUUACCUUUUGACCUAAUCUGGGAACUGUUACCAUUCUGCUAUUUUAGUCUUAGUAGCUCUAAAAUCAAUUGUACAUCUGUGGAACUGCAUACAAGUUUAGCAACCAACUCUUCCUGAAUAAGAGUCCCAUCUUUUUCUAGAAAUUUCCUAUGGCUCAAUCAGGCUCCUGCCCAAACCAAGACCUAUCAAAUGCUGCCAUUGUCCACAGCCCACUGGGUGUUUGUUCAGACUUGGAUACCCAGAAAGGAAGAGAGGGUGAGGAAGGAGAAGAGGAAGAUGAUGAGGUGGAACUAGCUGAGGAGGUAGGGGAGGAUGUUUUGAUGAUGGCUGAAGCAGGACAGGAGCAUGAAAAAGACGAACUUGGAGCACAGGAUGAAAGGGAGGAAGUGAGGAUUAUACAAGAGGACCAGUUACCAAAUGGAGUAUGUAGAGAGGGGGAGGGAGGGAGUGAAACACUACAGGACAAGGGGGAGGGAGGACUAGAAACGGCAGAUGAAGAGCAUGAAAAGAUAGAUGACCAAUUAAGACAGAAAGAAUGUAAAGUAAAAGAAGAAGAAGAAGAAGAAGAAGAAGAAGAAGAAGAAGAAGAGCCAAAAGACACAAAGGCAAAGACUGAUAAUCCAUGUCAGUUUUCGUCAUUCAGUAUUUUGUCUCAAGAUCAGAUAUUUGGAGAAAAUGAGGAUGCAGAAAGUAAAGAGAAUACCCAAGAGGCCUUCAUUGAAAGUUCCAAAACAGAGACAAGGGAGGAAGAGACUAAUGAAGGAGACGAUGGGUUAGAAGACCACCAGAUUGUGUCCACUACAGAUGAAACAGAUAACCUUCAAGAAUUAAGUAUUAUAGAGGAGUCAGGGGAGGAUGUGCAGUUGUCUACUGAUGACACCGACAAAACAGAAGUUGUUGUUCUUACAGAAAUCAUUGAGGAUUCAACCACGGAUUCAAUCUUUGUUACCGCAAGCCUAGAUGAACAAGUCAACAUUCAAAAUGAUCUAUGCCAAACCUCUGUUGACAAUAGUGGCACACCAUUCAAUACUCCUGGUACAAUGGAGGUGGUGGACAUUCAGACCAAUCAGUUAGCCAGUGAGAAUCAAGAUGGCAUGACUAAUAUAGAUGAGAAGAUCAACUCAGAAUCCAGCAAACAGGAAGUUGAGCCAACUAAUAACAACAUUAUCUGGCAACAUAAGGAUCCCAUAGAAGCAAACAUUGAGGAUGAGGGAACCAAGGAGUUGAUGAAGGAUGCAAUAAUCGCUCCUGAUGUUCUGGACAUGGUGGGUGAAGCAAAUCUAGAGGUAGAGCAACCAGAGUUAGCAUUUGUACCUCAUGAAGAGCCGUCACAGACAGAUGGAUGGACUGACGAAGGGAUUAACCAGAAAGAGCAAGUGCAACAGGUUGGGGUUAAUUCUCACGAUGAGGCAGGAAGACUUAUAGAGGAGGAGGAGAACACGAGUGAUGUUAUUCAAGAGUUAAAGGGUGAGGAAGUGGACAGAGGAAGAGGUGAUGAAGAAAUGCAGGAGGGAUCUAUUGUUAAGCUUGAAACCCAGGCUAUGGUAGGCCCUCCAGAACCAGAAGGGCAGAGUGCAGAGGAGCUACCUUUAGACACACAGCAAGAUGUGCAUUUGGAUCAGGUGGAGGAGGCCUUUGAACUGGAGGAAGAGGGUGAAGUUGAACUAGACCAGCCAGGAGGUGAAGUCACAUCAGAGGAGAAUGAUGUGACAAAACAGGUUGGUGGUGGUGAUUUUCAGCAACAUCUUUCACAACUGCUCAUAGAAGCAUGGGCAGACAACUUGAGAGAACAUCCAAGAGAGAAGACUGAUGAGAGAGGCAGUCAAUUAGAUGAAUUGGUGGGAGGAGCAGAGACAGCAGAAGAACCUGUCACAGUUUUAGAUGAUGAGAUUGAAGAGAUGGAGGAGAAUCAGACUAGUGAUCUUGAUGAUCAAAAGCCUUCCACCCUUACAGUCCCUUCUGAAGAAGGCAUAAUGGAGACAAAGGAGGAAUGUCAAAAGAUAGAAAUUGAGAUGGUUGAACUAAGUGAAGAAAAAGAUGAGAAGCAAAAAGAUGAAGGAGAGGAAGAGAAGGAAAAGAACCAAAAAGAUGACAACACAGCAGAAGAGUUAGAUACAAAUGGAAGAGUUAAAGGACUGCAGCAAGAAAUGGAGAAUGGGAUCUUGUCUCCCGAGCCACAACCAGUCAGGAAAGAGGGAUGGGGGACAGCAAGAAUGCUGUCACCAAGAACAAAUCAGCCUGAGGACGAGAGAGCACCAGAAGUGAAAGACUGGAGGAAAGAUUUGAAGCCAGUGAAAAAAGACAAAUGGGACACUGAAAGGGGAAGGAAGGAAUGGAGGCAGGAAGCAUCACCAGAGGAGAAGAGUCUGCUAAGGAGGGAGGACUGGAUGAAAGAGCUGAAGUCAGUGAUAAAAGAUGAAUCCCUGCCCAAAAAGAGAGAUGAGCAUGUGAAGAGAAAGCGAGUGGUGCUGCUCGAGGAUGGCCAUUCAUACUUCCCACAGCGGGAGGAGAUGACUGAGGAGAAGAACGAGGAGGUGAAACACAUCCCCCAUAGGAGAGUGAACAGCCCUUUCUCUCCUGUCCACAGGAACAGCAGGACACCCCAAGAUCAGGACUAUGAGAUCUCACUCUAUGUCAAGGCAGGAAGUGACGGAGAGAGCAUUGGUAACUGUCCAUUCUCUCAGAGACUCUUCAUGAUCCUAUGGCUUAAAGGAGUCAUCUUCAACGUCACCACUGUCGACCUCAAACGAAAGCCGGCUGACCUGCAGGACCUCGCUCCAGGAACCAACCCUCCGUUUGUGACCUUCAACGGCGAGGUCAAGGUGGACGUCAACAUGAUCGAGGAGUUCCUGGAGGAGAAGCUGACCCCCCCGCGCUACCCCCGACUGGCUCCCAAACAUCCAGAGGCCAACACAGCCGGCAUCGACGUGUUUGCCAAGUUCUCAGCUUACAUCAAAAACCCGAGAAAAGACACCAACGACGCCUUAGAGAAAGCCUUGCUAAAGUCUCUUCGGCGUCUUGAUGACUUCCUUCGGACUCCCCUGCCCGAGGAGAUUGAUGCCUACGCCCCAGGCGACCUGCCCGAGUCUUCCAGGAGCUUCCUAGACGGGGCUGAGCUCACCCUGGCUGACUGCAACCUCCUUCCUAAACUACACAUCCUCAAGGUCGUAGCUAAGAAAUACCGCGGCUUUGAGAUCCCGGCGGAGAUGAUGGGGUUGUGGAGGUACCUAAACUGCGCCUAUCAGAGGGAGGAGUUCACCAGCACGUGCCCCGCCGAGCGGGAGAUCGAAUUUGCCUACCUGGAUGUUGCAAAGCGGAUCAAAUAAGGAGAGGAAGGAAAGAAUGGAGAUGGAUGAAUGCAAUAAAACAGGGAGGAAUGACGAAGCAGUAGGUCUCUCAACAAAUGGUUACAACAGAAAACGUGAAAAGCAGCUCGAAGUUAGAAAUAAGGAGAAGUAGAACAGAUAGAAAUACGACUAAGGUGUUUGGGUGACGCCGAAUUGAUCAUGUGAAGAGUAGGAGGGAGGAGGAAGAUGAAGAGAUACAGAAGCACCAACACAUCUAUUCAUUCCUUGAGUUUGAUAUCUCUGCAUUGACAGGUGGUAUGCUGAUUGUGCGUGUGUGUGUGUGUGUGUGUGUGUGUGUGUGUGUGUGUGUGUGUGUGUGUGUGUGUGUGUGUGUGUGCUCUCACAGGUUGGGUUGCACCGUAUCUUUAUGCUAAUCGUUCUACAAGUCAUCUAUAAAUUAGAGAUCUGCUUGCAGAAUUAAUUCCUGAUUCACUUUUGAUUCACUUUUCAGACGAUGGCAGGACCAGGUUCACUGCGAGAAACAAAAGAAGUAGCACACAUAUACAGCACGUAAGCAUUAUUACUCGAAAUCUACUUUUAGCAAACCCUUUGAUUAACACUUUGUCUCUAAAUUUGAAAAUAAAUAUACAUGUACAAUGGGAGUCUGCUAUUCACACUAUUGUCGCCAGUUCAGCUUCACAUUCAGUCGCGCUCACAUUCACGCCUGCGAUAAAUUUAGAUUCGUAUGGUUUAGGUCCUGUGUGACAUGAGUUUUAAUAGCUUCUAACUUUGUCCCAGCAGUCAAUGAACACUGGUAAUAUAAUUAUGUCCCAGCCUUAUCUCAGUCUCAUUCAAAUAUAAACUAUGUCACUGUCAAUCUAAUAACUGCAUUUAAGUAGUGGUACAUGUAAAAUACUAAUGUCUCUGUGAGUAUAAAGUGACAUAAUAUUUAAAAGGACAUGAUACGUAAAUCAUAAUGUCUUGUAAAGAAAGCAUUGCAUUGUGGGGACUGCUGAGAUGUAUUAGAUCCAUUCAAAAUGGCUCAUUUUGUUUGCUGUGUUUAAAGCAAAAAUAAAUUCGGCCCACAUUACAUUUAACUGAAAGUAUUUUGGGGAUGUCAGAAUCCAGAAUGAAGGAGAAAUCCUCCCCAAACCCCCAAAUCGGAUUCAGACAACUUAUACAGGAUUGUCCUUUUUUUUUUAAAUUCAACAUUACAGUCCAACAUUUACCAACCCUGACGCCAUAUGCUGUGUUCUGGCCUUAUAUCCUCUCUGGGGGGGAUAAUCUUUAUUAAAUAUUGAUUUUAUCACUGUG
Molecule: messenger RNA, 5023 nt
Organism: Hippoglossus stenolepis (Pacific halibut)
Lineage: Eukaryota; Metazoa; Chordata; Actinopteri; Pleuronectiformes; Pleuronectidae
Product: chloride intracellular channel protein 4
Exons: 6
Coding region: 572-3748 (1058 amino acids)
Source: RefSeq, a predicted model, not a curated record